Aspergillus sclerotioniger CBS 115572 is the source of this 1165-nucleotide messenger RNA. RefSeq lists its product as uncharacterized. The record is from RefSeq and is a predicted model, not a curated record. NCBI's taxonomy places the organism in Eukaryota, Fungi, Ascomycota, Eurotiomycetes, Eurotiales, Aspergillaceae. The transcript has a single exon. The coding region runs from base 229 to 939 and encodes 236 amino acids.
CCAUGAGUGGCUCAACAGCCGGAGGCGGCCUUUAUUCACCUACUUUUUAUACCCAUUUCACGCUCUCUUCACUUGGUUUCCAUCGCCACGCACCGUUCGCUUUACUCAGGCCUUCCUCUCACUUACUACCAGCCUCCGCAGAGGUUGGAUAUCUUAACACUGUCCUUUCAUCCUCAACACCUCCUACAUACACACCCAACGGUCUCGAAUCUUACUACCUACAUCAUCAUGGUCUACAUCAAAUUAGAAAUCAAGGAGACAGAUACCUGUGGCCAGACCACGCUAAAAAGCCACCUAUCCGCUGAUAUCGAUAGCAAGGAUCAUUUCCGGAUACCCCUAUCACAGUCCCAGCUUUCGAAAAACGCACCAAAGACGCAUGCAAGGCAGCGCAAUCACCUCCGGUACAAUCAGCCCAGACACUAUCAUCCACAACACGGACAUCACCGAAGAGGGGCGUGGGGGUCAUCGAAAAAGCCAGGCCAAAGGUUUUGGACCUGCCCAAAAUGUCGCGAGACCAUGACGAUCAACCGGAAAUGCGGACAUGUGCAUUGCAAGCGUGAAUACAGCACCCCUAAAGGAAUUCAAAAGUGGCCAUGCGAUGUCUGCGGGAUCCAUAUGGCCAACUCUCUCCGAGAGUAUCACUUACAGGCAGUGGAACAUGCCAUUAAUGCUGCUAUAUGCAUACCCCCCCACCCGAAUGGCAAGCGCUAUAUUGAGAUUAAGGAGGUUCGCUGGGUUUAUCACCAUAUUAGGGCAAUUCCCGUCAGGUGCUAUAGACUAGCGGGGGCCUACAAGGGGCACUGGAAGGGUGGGAUAACCUUUGUUUCGGCCGAAGAUGUUGAGAACGCUAAGGCAUUGAUGCAUGGAAAUGGGGGCAUCGACACACCGUCGUCUGAUGGUUGCAGGGAUGAAUGUUUCUACAAGGACCUGUAUCUUUGAACGAGGGUUGACUUCACGCCUUCAGUCUAUUGCUAUUCUUGGAUUCAGCCGUAUCAGUGAGACAGUAUUAGAUUGUCAGUCAUUAUCAAUGGGAGUCAAUUGAGACUAAAAGUUGACCGAUUGAUACAUACUCCGUUUUCAUCCUUCUCGAGAAAGUAUAGACUAGUGGCACAGAGAAGUGCGCAAGAAACACCAGUUCAUGCAAUCAAAUCAGUAAAGGGAAUAC